This is a messenger RNA of Mesorhabditis spiculigera, 432 nucleotides long. The record is from the annotation of a GenBank genome assembly. Lineage: Eukaryota; Metazoa; Nematoda; Chromadorea; Rhabditida; Rhabditidae.
AUGGAGAAGGCGGUCGAGGCAAACGCGGCUCCACCACCAUAUGAGCCGACACCGACUCAAAUUAACGGAACCGCCGCCUAUCCGACGCAGCCUUCUGGCGUCUAUGCACCUUCUGGCGUCACCGACAUACCCCCGCCAUCACCUGCCCAGGGCCCCAAUCGCCAGCCCAUCUUCCUUACCGCUCGCACCUGUGUGUAUGGGCCAGUUCCGGUGGAAAUGGACUGUCCACAUUGCCAGGUUCACAUCGUCACGCACAUGGAAAGAGUACCCGGCAUUUUACCGUGGAUCAUCUUGGCCGUGUGUGUGGUCCUCGGAUUUCUACUCUUGAUUCCAUUUUUCCUGUGCUGCGUGCCCUUCUGGAUCGACGCGUUCCUCGACGUGAUCCAUAGCUGCCCGGCGUGCAAGCGACAACUCGGGCGCUUCUCCAGGAUC